AAACCUAGUCGAUGGCCAAGACGCAGCAGCCGCCGUGGGUGGUACAAUUCAACGGGACAAGCAAACCCGCCCUCUUCGCGCCGUUCGACGGAUGCGUCCGCUGGGACGAUCACGAGACGCCGGACGUGCCGUUUCUGCAAGGGAAACGAUGCCUCGGCCUCGACGGAGACUGGUCGCUCAUGGUCGACGAGCAAAGCAAGGAGUGCUUCCUCGUGAGCUUUGCUGAUACUCCGUUGCUGUCGGCCCCCGGCGUAAUCGCUCUCCCGCCGCUCCCCGUGGACGCGCCAGAGUUGUACCUAUGGUUCGGCUGCGCGCUCUCGGCGCAAACGCCGCCUGACUGUACGGUCGUGCUCGACUUCGUCAGGGAGAGGUACCUUCUCCACUGCCGCCCCGGCGACCCCGAGUGGUCCCGUCUCCCCGUGGAGCUCGUUGAGGUGAACGACCAGUUCGACGGCCCCAUAACCCGUGGCCACCAGGGGAAGGUGUACGCGACGUCCAUGCUAUCCUUCGUGGCCCUUGACGUGUCCGGCCCGGCGCCGGUGGUCGAGAGGAUGGACAUGACGCCCCCGCCGCGGUGCCCAGUGCACGCUGAGUACAAGUGCUACCCGGUGCCGUGUCCUGAUGGCGAGCUAUUCUUGGUGCGCUGCUGCCUCUUUGGGUGCCCGGAAGAGGUGGUGGAUGUGAAGGUUUUCCGAUGGAACGAUGAAGAUGAUUCGUGGGAGACGGUCGAAACUAUUGGGGACAAAACGUUCUUUGUAGGCAGGUUUACUUUUGCGGUCCCGUCGGCCACUGAAGCGGGAACCCAACCCAACUGCAUCCAUGUGCUGCGCAAAGUUUGCGGUGUAUUUGGUAUCUAUACCGUUUCGCUUGAUGAUAUGACCAUUUGUCUUAGCAUUGUCGAGGGAUGUGAUGAUGAUAAUGAUGACGGUGAGGAUCAAGUUUUCUGGGCUCUUCCCACUAGGUCAGUUCAAUUCCACUCGCUCGAUUUGAACAAGUAUUACUGUAGGAAUACUAGUAUGUGUGCUGUUGAUGAAUGCGAUGAUUUAAUGUCUCUCUCUCUAUAUAUGUAUAUGUUAUUUGCAGCUUUGGUCUGGAAGCAGCACGAAUUAUCAACACUUCUGAUAAUGUCUCCAGUGAAAUAAGUGAUGCAUACAAGAAUUGAACAUUGCUGCGGAGAGCAAGAAACAGAGGACAUGACGAUGAGUACCGCGGCCUCUCCAGAGGAGAGGCAUUGGUGUGACCUCCAUACCGACUUGUUGCAGUUACUAGCACACAAGAUUUCAUUCAUCGAUUUCCUACACCAGAAAGCUGUGUGCAAGCAGUGGAACUCCAUUAAGAUCCCGAUCCAGCAUGCAAAAGUCUCUCCAUUGCUCAUGCAACUCGACCAGCAGGAAGGAACAAGGAGGAUCUUCUCGAGAUCUUUGAUCCGGUGAGCGAGAAGAAGUAUAGCAUCAGGGUAAACAUCCCUGUUUCAGGUCUGGAAUCUCAAGGAUCACAGUUACUACAUUUCACAAAGAACGGCUGGGUCAUCGUGUCGAGAGCCGGCGACCACAUGCUCUUCCUAGUGAAUCCAUUCAAGAAUUAUCCUGAUGGCGGCCAUGUGAUCGUAUUCCACCUCUGAAAGUCCCUGUCCUCAAAGGAUUGUCGUUUUCUUCAGUGCCGGGUUCUCCGGACUUCGUGGUCCUCGCCGCAGGAACUAACCCAAGCGGCCAAGUUACCAUCAUACGAACAUGGCGAAUGGGAGAUGAAAAUUGGAAGAAAGAAUGCAUUGGCGAUUAUGACGUGCCCUUCUUCAUGGCAUCUCACAACCCCUUUUUCCUGGACGGACUCUUCUAUUUUCUGGACAUCAAUGGCAGGCUUGGAGUCGUGGACCCGAACAAGGACGAAAUGGAAUGGAACCUCAUGGAAAAGCCGGAUCAACCAAUACGUGGAAGCGAUGAGGUGCAUUCUGGGGAAUGGGACUAUAGCUAUCUGGUGGAGUGGAAGCAGGAGCUGAUCACCAUUGUCAGAGAUAAUGGCGAUGAUGGGUCCAUCAAAAUGUUCAAGCUGGAUCGGUCUCGGAUGGUUUGGUCAGAGUUGGAAGGGUUGGAGGGCGCGGCCAUGUUUUGGGAUAGGAAGAAUGCUUUAAUUGUUGUGCCACCCGUCGAAGAAGAUUUAUGUAACAAGGUGUUCCUACCAAACUAUAACGAGACCAACGGUGGUGGCAGGAAGCAGGCGUUCUACUCAUUCCAAGAGCAAUGCUACUACCCUUCCUUUUAUGCCAAGGAGUCCAUGAACGCUAUAUGGUUCUAGCCAGACCUGGACGUACUUACGAUAACUGACCAGUAGUGCAUGUUAUUUCCUUGUUGAUCGAGAUCCUAGCCAAGAGUUCUUGGAAACUCCAUAACAUAAGCACCUAUGGAAGAUGCACUGUAUAGGGCCUAAACAUUUUUAUCCUGAAACAACUACAAAGUAGAGUUAUGGAUGCCGGUAUCUUCGGAUGCUUAAAAUUGGACUUACUUUUAUAUAUGCCUUUUUCAGAUAUUGGCCGUAUACACACAUGACACUCAAAAUCCCUCUCCUGCAUAUAUGCACCAGGUACAGCUGUACAGACCAUCAAGCGGCAGUUGAAAAGAGGAUUUUGCCCUUGGUCAUACCUUGCGAUGAUUUAACCAAAUGAUAUUGGUGUAAGUUUUGAUGAUUUAGUGAAAUGAUGUUUCUGCAGUUUCUAUUCCAGAAUUUUGGCAUGAAUACGAACAAAUGUUUGAUUUAAUUAUAACUAGUUAAUUGCAUGUGCGUUGAA
Triticum aestivum (bread wheat) is the source of this 2782-nucleotide messenger RNA. RefSeq lists its product as uncharacterized. NCBI's taxonomy places the organism in Eukaryota, Viridiplantae, Streptophyta, Magnoliopsida, Poales, Poaceae. The record is from RefSeq and is a predicted model, not a curated record. The transcript is spliced from 2 exons. Bases 12 to 1142 code for a protein of 376 amino acids.